Medicago truncatula (barrel medic) is the source of this 2145-nucleotide messenger RNA. RefSeq names its product ERAD-associated E3 ubiquitin-protein ligase HRD1B. The transcript has 8 exons. Gene Ontology annotation, molecular function: ubiquitin protein ligase activity. Gene Ontology annotation, cellular component: endomembrane system. Gene Ontology annotation, biological process: proteasome-mediated ubiquitin-dependent protein catabolic process; ERAD pathway. The coding region runs from base 173 to 1792 and encodes 539 amino acids. The record is from RefSeq and is a predicted model, not a curated record. NCBI's taxonomy places the organism in Eukaryota, Viridiplantae, Streptophyta, Magnoliopsida, Fabales, Fabaceae.
CAAACUCUAAUUGGCUACAGUUACAUCACAUUUACUCAAUACAAAUGAUGAACACCGCAAAUCGGAAAUCCAAAGAAAGAGUAGUUCCUUCCUGACCACCGACGACCGCCAUUUUCUCUGUUCCAACUCCGACGAUCCUUCUAUUUCCAAUCGUUUUUUUGUGUAGAGGAACAUGAUGAGGUUGAAGACAUAUGCUGGUCUUAGUUUGAUGGCAACUUUGGCUAUUGCAUAUCAUGCAUUUAACAGUAGAGGCCAGUUUUAUCCGGCAAUGGUGUAUCUUUCAACUUCCAAGAUCAGUUUGGUGCUUCUUCUUAACAUGGGUUUGGUUAUUAUGUGUGUUCUGUGGCAACUAACUAAAAAGGUAUUCUUGGGUAAUCUUCGAGAGGCUGAGGUUGAGAGGCUUAAUGAGCAAUCAUGGAGGGAGGUUAUGGAGAUCCUCUUUGCGAUUACUAUUUUUAGGCAGGAUUUCUCGGUUACAUUCCUUGCGAUGGUCACGGCAUUGUUGUUAAUUAAGGCUUUGCAUUGGUUGGCUCAAAAGAGAGUCGAGUACAUCGAGACCACUCCUACAGUGACCACAUUAUCCCAUAUUCGAAUUGUAUCUUUUAUGGGUUUCCUUCUUCUUCUUGAUAGCAUUUUCUUAUACAGCUCUUUGAAGCAUUUGAUACAAACAUGGCAGGCUUCCGUUUCACUAUUCUUUGCUUUCGAGUACAUGAUAUUAGCAACAACAACAGUAUCGAUUUUUGUAAAAUAUGUUUUCUAUGUCACUGACAUACUUAUGGAGGGACAGUGGGAUAAGAAACCAGUCUUCACAUUUUACCUGGACCUUGUUAGGGACUUGCUGCACUUGUCCAUGUAUCUGUGCUUCUUCUUUGUUAUUUUUGUAAACUAUGGAAUUCCCUUGCACCUAAUACGGGAGCUAUACGAGACAUUUAGGAACUUCAAAGCUCGCAUUGCAGAUUACAUUAGAUAUCGUAAGAUCACUUCAAAUAUGAAUGAUCGCUUUCCAGAAGCAACCUCCGAAGAGCUCAAUGCUAGUGAUGCAACUUGUAUUAUCUGUCGUGAAGAGAUGACUGCAGCCAAGAAACUGAUAUGCGGACAUCUUUUUCAUGUUCAUUGCCUUCGAUCAUGGCUAGAGCGACAACACACUUGCCCUACUUGCAGAGCCUUGGUUGUACCCCCAGAAAAUGGAACAACUGUUGCUGGAGGUCAGCAAGGAUCACAAUCAGAUGGUCAUCAACAGGGCACUGGAAGUACAGGUCAAACCGAGCUUGGUAAUGGGGUGGCAACUGAUAGUUUGAGUCGGCAUCAAGCUAGACUCCAAGCAGCUGCUGCUGCAGCUUCAAUAUAUGAGAAGUCUUAUGUUUAUCCUCCCGCAACUUCUUUUGUACGAUCUCCUGGGUACACUAAUUAUCCCCCGGUUGCUGCUGAAUCUACCAGUGUUGAUCUUAAUGGAGAACAAGCUUCCAGUCAACAAGCACAAAAUCAGUUUCAUAUCCCUGGUGGGCCAAUAAAUGCACCCUUUCCUUCAACAGGACAUUUCCAUUAUCUUCCUUCCCAACCAUACAUGGCCCCUUUGAAUUAUGGAGAGGGGUUUGAAAAUGAUCCAAAUAUCUCAAAAUCUCAGCUGGAAGCUCAUAAAAAAAUUCUACAACAACAGAUUGAGAUUCUGCAAAAUCAGCUACAGAAUCUGCAGAGCACAGAGGCUAAGAGAAGUGUAGAUGACGGCGCACCAUCAUCAGAAAGCAAAGGCAAGCUUAGCUCUUCCUCGGAGAUUCAAGAUGGAAAAGCAUAAAGUCAAUUGUGUAUGUCUUGUCCUAUAGCAGGAGAAUACCAAAUGUAGAUAUAGAAAGAGGAAAAUACUGAUAUUGUAAAUGCACAGUGCCCCUUAAAAUUGAUUUCUUUGGUUUUUUUAGAUGUCGACUGAAAAAUAUUGCUGACUAUUUUGUCAUAAGUAUCGAUAAUAUGUGAUGACUUCCCGGUUAUAAAUGGCAUGCAUAUGUUGAUGCAAGUAACUGGGAUUAGUGGAUAGUCCCAUAUUGAAGAAGUGAGAGCUUUAGUGGGAUAGGGUUAGGGGGAAAGAGAAAUUUUCAAGUUUGUUUAAAAUAGUGAGUUUAUAGAGAAUGAUAAAUGAAUGUUUACCACUAA